UUUCCUUCCUUCCCUCCCGUCGCCGCCUGAAACCGCGACAGCAAGGGUCGUAGGAGCAAGGACGACGACGAGAAGGCUCGGUUCGGCUCUUCCCAGUCUCUCCGAGGGAGGAAGGAGAGGAUCGGAGGGUGCGAUGGCGAUCGACCACGAGUCCCCGUUCAAGGAGCUCCGCCUCAAGAACCGCAGGAUCAUGGGCGGCGGCGGCCCUGACCCUGAGCCGGAGGAGGAGGAGGAGGUCGCCACGGCGGCGUACGCGGGGCAGUGGCCGCGCUGGCUGCAGCCGCUGCUUUCGGCGCGCUUCUUCGCGCACUGCAGGACGCACGGCGACUCGCACCGCAGCGGCGAGUGCAACAUGUUCUGCCUGGACUGCUCCGCCGCGGGCGCGGGCGCGGGCGCGCGCGCCCUGUGCUCGCUGUGCCUGGCGCAGGCCCACCGCGACCACCACACCAUCCAGAUCCGGCGCUCCUCCUACCACGACGUCAUCCGGGUGUCCGACAUCCAGCGCUUCAUGGACAUCGCCGGGGUGCAGACCUACGUCAUCAACAGCGCCCGCGUCGUCUUCCUCAACGAGCGGCCCCAGCAGCAGAGGCCUGGAUGCAAGGCCGCGUCGGCGUCCGCCAACCUCUGCGAGGUGUGCGCCCGCAGCCUCCUCGACAACUUCCGCUUCUGCUCCCUCGGAUGCAAGGUCGUGGGCUGCUCCCCCGACGCCGCCAAGGCCAGGAGCUGGCUCCUCCGGCCCGCCGUCGGCGGCAGCGGCGACGGCGACUCCACGUCCUCCUCGCCGCUGCGCGACGCCCAGAAGAGGCAGAGCUUCACCCCGCCCACGCCGCAGCCGGCGAAGCGCCGCAAGGGCAUCCCGCACCGCGCGCCGUUCGGCAGCUUCAUCGUCGAGUACUAGCUCCCUCUCUCUCCGUCUCCACGGCGGCGGCGGCGGCUGCAUUGGCAGUGGCACUACACAGCACACGCGCGGUAAAGCAGGGAAAAAAUAUAUAUACUCUUGAAUGAACCAACGGAAUUGAGCAGCACAGAGUGAGUCAGUGAAUUCAGGUCAUGUCUGAAUCAAUCCGCCAUUACAGGGCAAUGGGACUGGGACGGCCACCACUUCCUUUUGCCGUGACACACUCUGGCUGGCUGGCUGGUGGUGCUUCUCGAGGUGGAUGCCAUUCGGUCGCUGCUGGCUUUGCUUUCCACAAAGGGAGGGGAGGAAAGAAAGGUUGAGGAAGAAUCAAAACACUGGCUUUUCAUCACUGUUGCUAGGCUCUCUGAUAUAGAAAUAUAUAUGUACAUUUUUAGCCUUGUCCUGUUUCAAAUCAUCAUAGUGGAGCAUUAUAGCUAGCUAGCUUUUUUUACUAGAUUAUUCGUCUGAAGAAAAGAAACCAUGGUUCAGGAGAU
Zea mays is the source of this 1392-nucleotide messenger RNA. RefSeq lists its product as uncharacterized. NCBI's taxonomy places the organism in Eukaryota, Viridiplantae, Streptophyta, Magnoliopsida, Poales, Poaceae. The record is from RefSeq and is marked validated.